AUGACUUCCCCGUUCAACGGGGCCUGUCCCGCUCCUUUCCUGGACGAAAGUCUAUUCCCGAAAAGCGGAGGCUUCGUUCCUGGUCGAGCAUGUGCCUUGAACCCGCUUGAGGGCCCCAAUGCAACCUCCAGAUGCUGCAUCCCAUGCCCCAUCUUCGACUACGUCUAUGACGACGAUUUCAAGAACUUGACCGACGGCGCCGCUUGGCUCCAUGUUGUCGGUUUCAUUCUCUGUGGCUUCCUGCUCAUUUCCAUGGCCGUCCUCCCAGUCACCGCCACGCGCCGCACUUUCCUAAACAUCAUUCUCCUCGUGGGAAUCAUGUUGCUGGAGCUCGGCUUCAUCAUCCCGCUAGCCCGCCAGCCCGAACAAUGCCAUAACGAAAUCACACCCAACGACAUGAACACCAGCACAACCUGUGCCUUCUCCGGCGCCUUCGCAGCCUUCGGCGGCAUGACACUCGUGACCUGGAUCCUCAUCCGGGCCUUCUUCAUGCACCUCCAAAUCGUGUGGGACCACACCCCAACCAAAUACACCUACCUAGCCGCCAACAUCACCGCCUGGACCGUCACCAUCGUCCUUGUCUCCGCCGUCCUCGCCCACGCCGGCGUCUCCUUCCGCUUCGGCGGCUACUGCCACGUCAACCACACCGGCUCCAUCCCGACAUACUGGUCCUGGCUGCUCGCCUUCGGCGCCCUCGCCCUCCUCCUCCAACUCGCCACCUUUGCCUACUGCAUCAAAGUCUACCUGCAAGCCACGCUCGUCCGCUCCGCCGCCCACACCACCCCAUCCUCGCACUCCACAACAACAACCACCCACAAACCCCGCCAACCCAGCACCACCACCACCACAACAACAACCACCACCACCUCCCUCGCCCGCGCCCGCGCCCGCACCGCCACCGCCCGCGCCGCCCUCCACCGCAUCAACCUCGUCCUCGCCCUGCAAUGGCGGUCCCUCCUCAUCGUCUUCCUCGCCAUCUUCACCACCGCCUUCGUCUGCGUCGUCUUCAUCGUGCUGGACAACGCGCAAGAGAAGCUGGCGCUGGCCAACGCCGACGCCGCCCUGCCGUGGAUCGCGUGCAUCAUCCUCACGCGCGACAACGACGCGUGCGUGCGCCACACGGCGCCCAUCGUCAUCUCGCAGCGCGUCACCGUCGCGACGCUGUUCGUGCUCGCGGCCGUGGGGUGCGAGGCGUUUGGGUUGUUGUGGAGGGGGGGCGUGGGGAGGGCGUGGGUGGGCGUCGUGAGGGGGGCGUGGGGGAGGAGGGGGGAGGUGAGGGGGUGGAGGCGGUGGGGGCGGUGGGGGAGGAGGAGGGACUAUUUGAUGGGGGGGCCGGAGCCGGCGUUUGAUUUGGUUGGGAGGAGGGAGGGGGCGGGUGUGGCGGGGGGGAGGGGGGAGAGGCUCGGGUCGGCGGGCGGGACGGUGUCGCCGAUGCAGAGGGGGGUGGUGGCGCCGGGGGAGAGGGUGGUGGAGGAGGAGUCGAGCGUGGAGAAGGGGUCGUUGACGGCUGCGACUGAGGCGCCGCAUGCGUUGUGA
This is a messenger RNA of Diplodia corticola, 1536 nucleotides long. RefSeq lists its product as uncharacterized. Gene Ontology annotation, molecular function: transmembrane signaling receptor activity. The record is from RefSeq and is a predicted model, not a curated record. Bases 1 to 1536 code for a protein of 511 amino acids. NCBI's taxonomy places the organism in Eukaryota, Fungi, Ascomycota, Dothideomycetes, Botryosphaeriales, Botryosphaeriaceae. Gene Ontology annotation, cellular component: membrane. Gene Ontology annotation, biological process: cell surface receptor signaling pathway. The transcript is spliced from 4 exons.